CUGGCAUGCUCGCCCUCCGCUACUCACGGCGCUCAGCCAUACGCAUCGCCCGCAACGCCCCCCGUAUUCAGCAAGAGCUCCCCCACGCAGAAUCCAGCUCGGCCCCUUCACGACGCCAGUUCUCCGUUACCGCCCCUCAAAACCAACCCCAGCCCUCUCCUAUAGCCCAAGGGCCGAAGCGAAGAAGGGGGGGAAAGAACGAGCUGAUAGAGAAUGCUCGAAAGCUUGCCGCUGCUCUCAAAGCGGAAGAUUCAGCUGCUACCAUCAAGCCAGAACAGCAGCAAGAAGAGAAGCCUGCAAAGGCGAGCGAGGCUGAUGCCGAGUCUGGCUUCUGGGAUGGCUUGUUGAACCCUUCCCCCUCCUCUGAAUUUCCCAUGUCAACAGGCGAAAAACCUACCCUGGAAGACCUCCUCUCGAAGCGCCCCGAACGCGACCCUCCCGCGCCUUGGCGUACACGCUACCCUUUACUUUACAAACGCCUGUACAAUUCUAUCGACCAGGCAUUCGUCGUAAAGCAGCUCAGAGUGCUGGCACCCGAGCUCAAAAUAGGCUACAUCUCCAAGAGCAUCAGUAAAAGUCAACUUAUAGUAAAGAUUAUGGAUAGUUGGGGAUGGGUUGAACCCAGAGAGGCGCCCAAGCCGCCCACGACUUACAAUGAAGUAUUUGAUCUUCCGCCCGCCGAGCUCUUCCUGUUCCUUCAAGACCAGGCUCUCUUAGAGCAACUUGCCACAGAUGCUGGACUUCACCUCUCUGUCGUGCGCGCCUCCCAGGCGCCCGCGUCGCAUUUCCACCCCUUGAAAGAAGGGGAUGGCGACCGGAUGGUACUGGUGGCGAGGGGUAUAGAUGAGGACUUGGCGCUUGUGAAGCAGGCGUUGGAAAAGAGGCGAGAAUCCAUCAUCGAUAUCACCUUCAGCCAACAAGAGGUCUUUGGAGUAAAAGCUCCCGUCAUUCUUCUUCGAGCUGUUUCGAAUGUUGCCGGGGCCUAUGUCGAGGUUGUCGGUGAUCAAUAUCGAAUCACAGCUCUGACGAGUGCAAUUGCUCAAAAGGCCAAGCAACUGUUGCAUAUGUCGAUCUUUAGGACUGGUCAAAUGAACCAAAGCCAGCCCACCUCAUACGCCCUCUCUCCCCCACCUCAAGCAGACCCUACCCUCUCUGAGACCCCUCGCCCCACCUCUGAACAGCGCUACGCUCUCUACCCCUUCCUUCCUUGUACGACCGAACAACUUCCGUGGGACAUUGCAUUCUCCACGGCCGACAAGACAUUCUUCCGGCUGGGUCAGGUGAAAAAGUGGCAAGACAAGCCCAGCGCUCGCUCUGUUGCGCAUCGACAGGAGAAUAUGGAGCUGAGGCCGAGUUUGAUCGCGGGAGAAGGAGAGGUAGUCUUUGGAGAGAGUGUGAGGGAGUGGGGACGGGAUGGGAAGGUGAGCGCGAGGGUGGGGCAUCUGGUGUUGCCAGUAGAGCCGGCGGAUGGCAGGACGGGGACUUGGGAUUCGCCCUUGCCCGGGCAGUGGCCUCUGGAGAUGCUCACCAAGUGGUCAUCAGAGGCACGGGGGAAGGCCAUCGAGUUCAUCUUUACGCCCAGUCUAUCGCCUGUGACCACCCAAUACCCUCUUCCCGGUCAACCGACUCUUUCUCGUCGGUUGAGAUACCACUCCGCGUCAGAGUUUAGCAAAGUGGUUGUCUUUACGAACACGGAAGAGUACGGCGCGGGCAAAGUGAGGUGGCAAGAGAAGUUUGCACAGCUUGUGGACGAGCUGGAAAGGUCUGCAGAGUCUGCGGAAGAGGUUGAGUCAGCCGUGACUGAGCAAGAGUCUACUGUUGAGGAUGUGAUCCGGGAACUUGGUGUAGCGGAAGGCGAGGGGCCUCUUUUCAAGCGAGAGGCACAAGAGAGCCCAGAAGAGCAUGUGGAAGGUGAUCAAGCGGUGGAUGUGGUGGAUAAUGUCGAGGUGGAGGAGCUGGAAACGAAGGCCACUACGAGCAACGUCCUGACAGCCGAGUAUGGUACAAUUAAGGAGAACAACGUCUUCCUCCCGGAUAGACCAGUCGAUGUGAAACUCACCUCGACCUCUUUGCGACCCCUUCUCUCCAUACCCGACGAGAUCACAUCCUUCUUCUCUUCAACACACUUUUCGGCCGUCAACGGCGCCACUCCUCCUUCUUCCGUGGAUGUGGAAGGGGAAAGAUUUGACCUGGCGUGGGAUGAGACGGUGAGAGAGACGAGGUGGAAGAAGGAAGGAGUGGUGGUGAAGAGCGUGGAAGUAGAGGAAGAGUUGGGGAGGGGUGUUGUCUAUUCAGAGAUCGAAAACGAAGUCGAGGGCGAGCUGUCGGAAGCAUUCUGGGCAGAAUUGGCGGAUAUUACUCAAGAUAUCGGACCUGAUGCGGCGGCAUUGAACUGAUCCUACUUCACAAACACUACUCUUUAGCUCAAGUCAUCAGCCAGCAUCUAAUGUAUAUGCAUG
Molecule: messenger RNA, 2459 nt
Organism: Cryptococcus amylolentus CBS 6039
Lineage: Eukaryota; Fungi; Basidiomycota; Tremellomycetes; Tremellales; Cryptococcaceae
Exons: 8
Coding region: 6-2396 (796 amino acids)
Source: RefSeq, a predicted model, not a curated record